Molecule: messenger RNA, 580 nt
Organism: Diuraphis noxia (Russian wheat aphid)
Lineage: Eukaryota; Metazoa; Arthropoda; Insecta; Hemiptera; Aphididae
Biological process (GO): regulation of transcription by RNA polymerase II; developmental process
Molecular function (GO): protein dimerization activity; DNA-binding transcription factor activity, RNA polymerase II-specific; RNA polymerase II transcription regulatory region sequence-specific DNA binding
Source: RefSeq, a predicted model, not a curated record
ACAGGAAAGAAACGGUCGUCAAGAUCGAAAGAAAUCCAAACGCCGUUGAAAUCAAGGAGACGAUCACCACAGACGCCAGAAGAGAUGCAAAGCCAACGGGUGAUGGCCAAUGUACGGGAACGGCAGCGGACACAGAGUCUAAACGAAGCGUUUGCKUCUCUCCGGAAAAUCAUACCAACACUUCCUUCUGACAAACUAUCGAAGAUCCAAACUUUAAAGUUGGCCACGCGGUACAUUGAUUUCCUGUACCAGGUGCUGCACAAAGCCAAUACGGAUGAAGUACCCAUGGUAGGACACAUGGACUCAGAUUCUCAGCACUCCAUCGAACAAGGAUCUUCCGGAACUGGAUCUUGCACUUACGUAGCUCAUGAACAACUCAGUUACGCGUUUAGUGUGUGGAGAAUGGAAGGCGAAUGGAACAACGUCAAUCAGGAAUAAUAAUUUUAUCAUCUUGGUGAACACAGGGGAGGCGGUGUUUGUACAUCGAAAAAUAUUGAUAUGCAACUAAUAGUAUUUCCUUUUACAGUUAUGCAUAUAUAUAUGUACCUAUUUAGUAUAUAUUAUAUAUAUUUAAUCUAAA